Molecule: messenger RNA, 2227 nt
Organism: Chenopodium quinoa (quinoa)
Lineage: Eukaryota; Viridiplantae; Streptophyta; Magnoliopsida; Caryophyllales; Amaranthaceae
Product: methyltransferase-like protein 16
Exons: 11
Coding region: 116-1759 (547 amino acids)
Biological process (GO): rRNA base methylation
Cellular component (GO): nucleus
Molecular function (GO): 23S rRNA (adenine(1618)-N(6))-methyltransferase activity
Source: RefSeq, a predicted model, not a curated record
UCGGUCGCAUUGUUGCACACAAGACGCACCACCGUAACAAACACAUCAACAUAUCAUUAGAACAGAGAAUAAGGGAAAAUAAAAAGGAGGGGAAGAGUGCAGGCAGCAGAAAGAAAUGGGGAGCAAGAAGAGGAAACGCGGCGGCGGCAGCAGCGGCGGCGGUGGUGGUGGCGAGAGGCGAAGCAUUCAUCCUCGUAACAGAUACGCUGAUAAUCCUCCUGAUUUCUCUCUCCUCGCUUCUCUUUAUCCCUCGUUUUCUUCCUUCGUUUUCUACUCUCGUGACGGUCGACCCAGAAUUGAUUGGACUGAUUUCAAUGCAACUCGUGAACUCACCCGCGUCCUCCUUCUCCAUGACCACUCUCUCAAUUGGUGGAUUCCUGAUGGGCAGUUGUGCCCAACUGUUCCCAAUAGGUCAAAUUACAUACAUUGGAUUGAGGAUCUUUUAGCAUCUGAUGUUAUUGAGAAAAACAAUGUUGAUGGAGCUAAAGUAAGAGGCUUUGAUAUUGGAACUGGGGCAAAUUGUAUUUACCCUCUUCUUGGUGCAUCUCUUUUAGGUUGGAGUUUCGUUGGCUCAGAUGUAACUGAUGUAGCCUUAGAGUGGGCGGAGAAAAAUGUUAAAAGUAAUCCACAUAUAUCGGAACUGAUUGAAAUUAGAAGGGUUGAGGUUGCUGGACGUGCCAAUGAUUGUGAAACCUUACAUUUAGAUGGUAAUAAGACAAGUGGUGAUUGCCAAGAGAAGGAAGAUGUUAAUGGUUUGACCAAACAUGAAACGAGAGAUCUUGAUGAACCUGCUGUUACUGAUCCUGAGGGAGUAUUGGAUAUCGUGCACUCAGUAAAUGGCGAAGAAGUGGAAGGUUUGGAUGAAAGGAGGGAUGAUGAAGCUCAGGCUCAGUCCUUGAGUCCUCCUGAUGAACCCAAAAUAGACAAAGGUUAUCAUGGGCCACCUAUCCUUCUUGGUGUAGUUAAAGAAGGAGAAAAAUUUGAUUUCUGUAUGUGCAAUCCUCCAUUCUUUGAAAGCAUGGAGGAAGCAGGACUGAAUCCAAAAACUUCGUGUGGUGGGACGCCAAAAGAGAUGGUCUGCCCUGGCGGAGAGGGGGCUUUUAUCAGUCGCAUUAUUGAAGAUAGUGUCGCGCUAAAGCAGUCAUUUCGGUGGUACACUUCAAUGCUUGGGAAAAAGUCAAACCUUAAGUUUCUGAUGUCAAAGCUCCGGGAAGUAGGAGUCACCAUUGUGAAAACUACUGAAUUUGUCCAGGGUCAGACUUCUCGAUGGGGACUUGCUUGGUCUUUCAUGCCUCCAGCCAAAAUUUUGGUUUCCUCUCAUGUGAGGGGUAAUAGUAGUCCUUCCUUCAUGCUCGAGGGUCUCCAGCAUCAAACCAGUGCCUUUGAUGUUUUGCAGUCUGUGGAAUCCUUUUUCAGCUACUUUGGUGUAUCCUGCAAAUGCAAUGAUUCAUCAUUUACUGUUGAAGUAAGUGCAACAAAUGAUCAUUGUGACACUAUAUUGAAGACUGAUGUCAAAAAUCUUGACGAGGCUUCUACUUGCUUGCGUGUGGCUGAAAUAUCGAGGAGUGCAAAUUGUUCAAAUAGUCCAGUAAACUUAUCUUUUCGCGUCUUGGUCUUCCAGCAGAUCCCUGGUACACUCCUGGUGAAAGCAUCAUUAAAGCCGGGAGAUAAUACACUCGCAGGAAUAUUUACAUCUGUGUUUCAACAAUUGGAAGAAUUUUUGAAACACAAAUUUUGCAGGAAGAAGGCUCGUGUCUAACCCUUUGCAUUGAGGAUGAUGUCAGUUAUGGCCUAUGGUUAGUGUUAAAACAUACAUGGAAGUGCAAAGCCAUGCUCUUUUAUUUUGUUGCCUAUUAGAGCAUCAGGGAGGUAUAUUAUGUCCAUGUUCGAACAUAUGCUCAAACCUCGAGCCGGUGGCGACCUUCGGAAAUUGGAACAGCUUAUGAAGCUAUGACCCUAAUUACGUUACUUGGGGCACAAGCAAAAAAAAAGAGGCCUCAAGAAAGAUCCCUGAACAAAUUAUGCUGUCUGAAAUUCGAAAAAUGGUGGAAGAAAUGCAAAAUGUAAAUAAGAGGUUGGAAGAGAUGAAAGGUGAUAUUAACGAGUAUUUCAAGCCAGUUGACAAGGAAGUGGGAGUUCUUAUGGAUAUGCAGAUGGAGAAAGACAAAGAAAAGAUGGAAAUGAUGGGUUCCAUGUAUAAACAAGCUCUGAUUGAGAAAGCUGAAAC